Molecule: messenger RNA, 8756 nt
Organism: Xyrichtys novacula (pearly razorfish)
Lineage: Eukaryota; Metazoa; Chordata; Actinopteri; Labriformes; Labridae
Source: the annotation of a GenBank genome assembly
CUGGUAGGCCACCAUUUUGGGAGUCAAAACACCCCAACAAAUAGUAGCACACACCUCCACGCUUCUCCGUGGCCUUACUAUGGUUCACACAUGUGUGGUGGCAGGCUGUAGGAACAGAAGGACACCGGGCACCACCUUAUCUUUCUACCGGUUCCCCCGGGACCCCGAGAGGAAGCAGCGCUGGAUAGCUGCUGUGAACAGGGAGGGCUGGGUGCCUAACGACGGCAGUCGGCUGUGUAGUACUCACUUCAUCUCCGGUAUGAAUGCGGUACAACGCCGAGGGAGAAGUACAGUAAUGUUUGUUUUAGACCACACUGUAGUGCUUGAAGUAAGGUUUUUCAAAUGCAUGACCUUAACGUAGGAUAUUAUUGAAUUAAAAACAACUAUGGCUUGAUCCAAUUUAUAAUAAAGAGAGUCAUAUUUGGCGUAUUUAACGUUUCCACUGGUAAACAGUUAAGAAAGUAUAUGUAUUGUCUUGAGUAAACUAAACGAAGAAGUUGUGAUCAUAAAUAAUUAAUAUUAUUUUUUUUCCGAUAAACGAAAUAAUUGAAUGUAAAUUAAACUGGAUUCAUGCUAUAAAGUUACUUUUUAUUGAAAAAAAAAACUCUAAAAAAAACAAUUUGCAGCACUGGUGUUAAUGUCAGAUCAAAUUUCACAUUAUUAUUGCACCUCGUUGCAAUUUGGUUAUCAUUUAGAAAAAAGAAAAGUGAUAGUCUAUAACAAGACUGAUCCAAACUUGUUUCCCACCCAUUCACCUAUAUUUUGCUGUCCAAUCCACAAUUUCUAUGUUGUGCAUAUAAAAUCAUUGUUAGUAUUAGUGCAUUUUGCUGAAUAGUCACUUAAGGUAUAACCUCCCAGUCAAUAGUUUCCUUCUGCAUGUUCUUCUUAAAAAUGCCCAGACCCAAAGUUGGGAAUCAAAGCUUGUAGUCGAGCCCUCAUUCAUCACCUUAGGGGUUCGCUCAGCUGCAUCUCUCCGCAAGUUUCACCUUCACUCUCUUAAUGUUUGAUUUAUGCAAGUCAUGCAGUAAUAUAUAAGCUGAGACUCUUAACUGUCUCUCCCACAUAGUCGUCUUUGGUGAGGUCCUGAACCUCAUAAUAUGUCCUCCCUUCAACUGUGGUCAAGCUGCUCACUUUAUCCUUUAGUCUGGGACAGCGUAUCAGCUCAGCCUGAAAAAAACAUGGCUGCUUGCCCAAGACAUUUUGUCUUUUUAUUCAAGUCCGAACUGUUGACUGUUAUUUGGGAAUGCGCCAUGAUAAGCAACUGAUAUUUCAAGGUAUUUACCCUCUGUUGACUACAUCUGUGUCUUGCUUUCAGGUAAACAGGUGAAGAAUCCACGUUCUCCAGAUUAUGUUCCUUCUGUGUUCACUUCAGCUCCCUUAUCUCCAGAGAUGAAGGAGCCGGGUGCCUUGGAGGUUCUGGACAAGCAGGAAGCUCGUGUGGAGGCCGCCAAUGCCUUGUUGUUCCUGCAGGGUCAGGGCAGCUCAGUGUCAGGUGAGAUGGGCCAGGAAGAGCAUCCUCAGGAGGGCGAGCAGGAGGCUAGCUUUGAGGAGAGUGCCUCCUCUUCUUUUAGCACAGACGAAGAAGAUGAUGACAAUGAUGAUGAAUCUUUGAGCGAAUGUAAGAAAGGAAAGCUUGCUCAGGCUUCUGAUGCUUCAGUGAACUUUGAGGAUGCUCUCAAAGCCCUGAAGAAGGAGAACCAGGCUCUUAGAGAGUCAGUGGAGAGGAUGUCGCUUUCAGAGAGCUCCCUGAGGAACGAUGCAGAGAAGGUGAAGUUUUACACGGGUUUACCAAACUUCUUUGUCCUAGAGACAGUCAUGUGGCUGCUGGCACCUCACAUGGAGGGGAUGAAGAACGUGAAGCUCUCAAAGUUCCAGCAGCUGCUGCUGACACUGAUGAGACUCCGCCUUGACCUCCGCAACCAAGACCUGGCCUACCGCUUUGGAGUCAAGGUCAGCAUGGUCACCAGAACGGUUCAUCAGAUGGUCAACAUUAUGUCCUCCACUUUGGUACCGACAGCCGUCUUCUGGCCUUCAAGAGCUGAGCUCAGGAAGAAUCUACCCGCAGCUCUCCGUGCCUCUCAUCCUGACUGUGCUGUCAUCAUUGACUGCUUCACGGUGCCCUUUGAGGAGCCGGUUUCCAGGGGCAACCAGCAGCAUCAACAGCAAGGGAUGGGGACAAGCUAUAAUGUGUUAAAGUUUCUGAUUGGUGUGGCCCCACAAGGUGUUGUCACAUUCGUCUCCAGGGGCGUGCUGGGAAAUGUUAGCGAUAAAAGCCUGGCCGAGGGCUGCGGGUUUCUUUGCAAGCUUCUUCCAGGUGAUGUUGUGUUAGCAAACCGGGAUCUAGACAUUGCAGAUUCUGUGGCUGCGAGGGGAGCAAUCUUUAAAAUAGCCAGCACCUAUGGGAGCUCAGAGGGCACACCCCUCGCUGAUUCUUCCUCUGAGACGCCGAGUGUGCAGAGGCAUGUGGAGAGGGUGAUCUCAAUGGUGAAGCAGAGGUACGCCAUGCUCACAGGCCCUGUCGAGAGCCCCUUUACUACAACCUCUGAGCGCACGUCCAACCUCUCCACCUUUGAUAAGAUUGUUCAAGUCGCCUGUGCCUUAAACAACCUGUGCAUCUCUGCUGCUCCACUAGAGUGAAUUAUACUGAAACCCUCAGUGUUCCUUAAUGCUGUUUAGGCACCUGAGUACCCUUUACUUCUCUGGACCUAACUCCACGUCCUCACUUUUCAUCCUUGUGUUGAUACUACAGGAUUACCACACACCAUUUAUUAUACACUUACCUGCAUUAAUUCACACUUUUAGUGUUUAUGGCUUCCUGUUAUCUGGGCCGGUCUGAACUUGAAGAUAAGAGCAUGUUUCCCAAAUCCAGAAACAACAUUGCUAAGAUAUGAUGUCAUUAAGUUAUGCAACUCAGCUGACAUAGAACAGUGGGUUUGUAGUGGGAGUUGAUUUUUAAUUUAGGCAUUAAACGACGAGUUUGAGUAAAAUAUACUGUUGAAAUACAUUCUUAUUUGCAGUUUUGUUAACAUUGAGGCACAUUAAGCACAGCUUGUCUGGUGCAGACCAGAGGUUACCAUAGUUUUAAGAAAAGAGUGGGUACACACUGUUGAACCUUCAAUCUGGAAUCUAUCAUUUGAUGAUGAUUCAAAACCGCGGAUUGAAAGUAGUUUCGUUUUCAGUAAAAUGGCAUUGAAUCUGCUGCACUUGGAUGCAGAUGUCUGUCUAAAGACUCUGCUUAAAGCUCAUUUAUUGACAGAGCCGCAGAUGGGUUACAGGAUUGGAUUACGGUGGAGUUGUCUCACCCCUUUGCCCUCUACAGAGACAGUUUUCCGGCAUACAGCAGGUUUUCACUGAAAUGAAAGAGGAGAGAACUUUUCUUAGCACCAACAAAAAACUAGAGCACAUUUGAUACCAAAAUCUGACCCUCCUGCUAACACAGUCAGCAUUUUCAUGCAGAGAUGAUAAUAACUCUAACCAGAGGCCUGCACUAUGAAGUGAGUUCAUCAUACCCAGGAUAUACUUCAGUUAUCUGGUUUCACUAACCUGAACAAAGGAGUUUUAUGGUCACACCAGCUGACAGAAAAUAGGAUGGCACCUGUCUGGUAAAGUUGAAUUUAGAAGUAUUUAGCAGAACAGACUUGAUAGAAAUGGGAUGUAAUAUUACGAGUUAUGUUUACAUUAGCCUGUAAUUACCUAAAUAUUACAACAUUUGUUUUUGUUUACUCAAAACAAGUUUCUUUGCAUCUACAUGAAAUGGGUCCCUGUCCAUGAAGGUAGCCAUCUUGCACCACACAGAAUUGACUAACUAGUGAGAGCCAUAUGUAUACUUUUAGUGGGUGAAAGUGCAAUGUGAGAGAAGAAAAUGAAUUUGCAUUAAUAACCUUUUUGGUGUUAAAAACCUGUGCAUAAAGGAUCAGAGCUUCUAGCCCUUGCAGGUCACUUACUGGGAUGGAUAGGGUGAGCAGAGGAGCAUUUGAUUUCUAAAUCUGAAGCUAAAUAUCCUGUUUCUACAAACUACCUUUAAUGCUUCAUCAUCUCUUUUCUGUUAUUAGAGCAUAAUAGAUCAAACACACAGUAAUGCCUUUAUUUUCUUAAAUUAAUAUGUAUUACUGUAGUUUUUAAAACUGUUUAGGACCCAUCAUUUAAGCUCCAUCCCCAACAAGAGUUUUAGAUCAGAGGUAACCAUCCUCUUUUCCUCUUGGCCACCCCUUCAUACAUUGUAGAUUAGCAGAGCUCCUCCUGGGUCCCAGGAAAAGUGAUACACUGCUGUUAAAAAAUUACAUCAAUUUUAAUGCCAUCACCUAAAAGAAGAGAGGAAAAAUGUAUUAUUUACACAGAUUUUAUUCACAGACACAACUAUCCAAACUACACAGUAAGUGUGUUAUUUUUGAGAUUUUAGUAAGUAUGUGCAAGUUGGCAGACAAAACCUGGCUGACCUCAUACAUACAUACAUAAUUUAACACAGUAUAUACAGUUUUUUCAAGAUUUCAUGAAUAUGUUAAAUCCAAGGUGUCAGUGCUGUGAGCAGACCCUGUCUCAGGACAACCUUAGUAAUAUUGAAACCUGGUUGUUAACCCUGAAUUUACCUCUAAAACCACAAAUCCUGCUUCAUAGUACAGGCCUCUAUCAUCAAGUCACCUCUGAGGUGACCUGUCACCGGUAACUUUGCUAAAGGAUGCUCUUCAUUGUCUUUUCCACUUUAAAUGGGAUCUUAAAUCACAGAAUGAUCAACAUGAUGUGUUAAACAAAAAUUAAAAACUAAAUCUCUCACUGAGGUUAAAACAAACUGGGAUGGGGAAUCUUUUUAUUUGCUUGUGUGACUUCCAGUGGUGUUGCCCCCUGCUGGUCAGUAGAAAGAAUGCAGCUAAAUUCAUUUCUUAAAGGCCUCACUUCAGGAAACACAGUCCUUCCACUUAGGCUUUUCACACAGUCAUUCCUAUUUUAUAGACUUUAUGACACCAGACUACAGUCACUGCAGUCUGAGCUCCCUGAUAGCACAGACAGAUUUACCACCCACAUUUACCAACCACAGACCAGCACAGUCAAGAGUCUGUUGACAUUUUAACUGCUGUUCUUUCUGGUUUUUUAGACAUCUAGCUCAUUUCGAGGAGUUUGCAACGGUAGCUUUCUGUGGAGGGCAAAUCUUAGAAUUGCACAAGUCCUUUUGACACAUCCUUCUUUGUAAUGAUGCUUUUAUUUUGCUUCCAAAGCUGCAGGGUGUCAGCUGUCAGUUUUAGCUACAGGACAGCACUGAUGCAGAACCUGGUGGAUGCAUGUUCACACAAAAGUUUUAAUGAUGUCAACAUUUACAACAACACAACAGUGUUGGAAAAUACCCAUGCCUGUAGAACUUUUGAAGUGUUCAAGUUUGGUUUGUCCUCAAAAAAGGUGCAGCAUUUUUCUUUUUCACUUAAAGCUGAGGUUGUUUUCAAGUUUGUUUCCUUAGCCUGAGUUUAAACCACAAGGCAGGGAUCAGGUCAAACACAUUAAAUGUCUCUCCAGGCAUUCCCCAAAGGGAAAAAAUGCACAUAAGCAGGCGAUUGUGUACAGAAAUUUACCCCCAUUCUCUUCAAACCACUUCUGCGAUUCUUUACAGUCACACAAAGUUAAAAUGUCAUUAAAAGCGAAGAAAAGACAUGCAAUAUAAAAGGAACCGCGUCCUGAAGGCAGCCAGCAUGUUGGCUGGGUUUCAUUAAAGCUUUGUUUAGCUUCGCACGUGUGCUCGAAAAAUAUACAUCUUAUCUGUUGCUGCUGAGUUCUCAGUAUUUUCUGCUCUAAUCGAUUAUGGGAGUAUGGGACUAUGUUUGGGCACAACAGAGACGGGUCUGUUUGAGACAAAGCAUGAGGAUAUUUUUAAAAUCGUAUUCCAGCCGUUUAAAUGCAUUUUGGUGUUUAUGAUCAUUUGUAAAACUAGAGUUAAUAUACAGGAUUAUAUUUAGACUAUUAAAGAGUGAAGUCGGUUUAGAUAUCUUUGAGUAAACAUCUCAUUGCAUAGAAAUAGCCUUUGUUGUCCUGCUUUGUGGGUGCCUUAGUUUGUAAGGCUGGUACUGCGUUAACAAAUCAGGCUGCGUUUUAUACAAAUAUUUAUUUUUGCAUCAUAAGUAUGCUCAAGUUUCCUUUCAGCUUUGGUUGCUUAGCUAAACAUGCACAAACAGUAUCUACCCAGAUGUUAACAAAGCACCUCCUGUGAUUAUUCACUCAGUGUGUGUAUGGUGAGAAAAUUUCCUCUUCGUUUUUAUCUCUCACAAGCUUCAUCCUUCUACCAUUUAAUGUGCAUAAUUUCCAAAAGAUGUCAAGUAAUUAUAGAAAAUAACCUUGGGCGGCUUACAUGUUACAAAAGUGGUUCAGUUAAAGGACUAGAGUCAAAUGAGGAGAGGAUUUUCACACGAUAAGAGCAGACUGAAGUGGCUCAGUUGAAGCGCAUUAAAGGUGUUUCUUCAUAAGCAGACAGUGUGUGGUUAGAAUAGGUAUGCCCAAAGUGGAAUGUGCCUUCUGUUUUCCACUGGAUGUUCCUUUCCAUGGGUGGCUGUGUGUCUUUCCAGAACUGUUCAAUGUUUCAUGUGAUCAUAACUUGCACUCCCUGAGUUUCUUUCAGCACCUCAACCUGGUCCUCAUUGUACCUGUGAUAUUCUUCUUACUCCUUUUAUGUCAUUGAGGUGGCAGCAUUUUUAACCCCAUGGUGGCUCCUGCUUUGGCACACCUUAUGAAUCUGAAAAAUGUUAACUGUACUGAGAGUCUUUUGGGCACCUCUGACAAAUCUUUUGUCAUGGCAUUCCUUCAUUUUUGGAAGCUUUGGUUACUCCAGCUUCGAUUUCUGAUUUCUGCCUUUUCUCAUGUUGAAAUCUGAAAGCAAAGUAUCAGAACCAAAUUAAAGAUUAUAUUAGAUUAAAUUCAAGAUUAGAGGGAGCAGGAAAAAUUACCUGGAAGUAACAGGAAAUAAAUCAGCAUGUAGUUUAGUGUAAAACACUAACAGACAAACUUACAGUAAGUCCUUGUUUAAGGAUAGGAACUAAAUCUUUGGAGCAGCGUCCCUGAAAGAGUCUUAUUCUUGUUUUGUUUAUUUGUGUUGCUGCUUUGGAAAGCGAAUAUGCCACUUGGGGCAUACUGUUAUUUAUUAUUAGAUGAAACCUUACAAAUACAAGUGUUAAGUGUAGCAAAACUUGAUAAAUGUUGGUUGAAUCUUUAUUCAUUUCUGCAAGAGUAAAAAGGAUUUAUAAAAGUUUUUAAGUGAGAGUGCUUGUCUAUUGAAGAAAACAGCCAGUGGUUGAAUGUUUUCUAUUCAUUUACUCCUACCAUAAGAUAACUCGAGUGCUUUUAGGUUGAGAUGAACCCAAUAAUAUCUCUGUUUAUCUCACAUCUUUGGCUACAUCUCUAUAAUCAUGCAGUUUAUUUUUAUGGAUGCAUGUGUUUCCAUGAUGUGUUACCUCCUAAUGGUUUAAUUCUUCAGUUUCUCCUCAUUGGCACUUGUGAGUGGAAAAUUAAAGUUUGGGAAACACAACAGCCUUUUGAAUUCUUCUCAAAACUGAGUUCUGUGUUUUCUUUUUCUAAAAAAUAUCUUUCUGUGUUAAAUGUCAUCCUCCACCAUCCGCUCUUUUUUCAGCCUGUUGCAAAUUGAGAUAAAUUAGGCUUUUUUUUUUUUUUGCAUUCAUACAGAUUCACUCACUGCCUUUGACUCAUUGGUAAAGAUUUCUUCCAAGGCCAGAGGGGAGUGACUGAGUAAUGUCCUGAUAUUUUUUUGGAUUAAUCAAAGGGAGAAAUGCAUUGGAGGAAGCCCCGCCCGGAAUAUGUGCGGUCAGAGAGGUGCAAAAAGCAAGACCUCUCACACUGUUACUUUGUAAAGCCACUCAAAGUAGAAUUUAAAAGGUUAAUAUUCUUUCAGCUCUUUGUGAUUUGUCAGCAGAAAUGUGAGCUGCCGCAACAGAUUGUCUAUUUGCUACUGAACUAAAGCAUUUGUCAUUGUAUUGAUGCCAACAUUACAUUACAGUCACACAAUACAAACGCAGAAGUUAUCUGCUGCCUCAGUUCCAGGGUUUGGUUUCUUUUUUUUUUUUUAUAAAAUAAUCAUAUAUACAUAUUUUAUCUUUGGUCCUUUUACAGCUGGAUUUGGAAAAAAAUGGAAAAUCUUUAAGACAUAUUUAAAGAGGGGACUAUUCUUCUUACAUUAAGGUCAACUUUUAAAAAUAUGCUCGAAUUAGCUAAUGCUAAUUCCUGUUUCUCUAGCCACCUGAAACCAAGUCAGUUUUACAGUUCCUAUAUUAGGUUUGUGUUUUUGUUUUUUCUAAUGGGGAUUAAUACAAUUAUAGAUUUUUUCCAACUUUUUUAAAGCCAGGGCUAAUGACUCUGUGAGACGUAUUUAGAUAUUUUUGCAAAGUAUGAAAAUUUUCCUUUUACCCAAUGAAAGGUAUGGGGCUGCUGAAGUCACCAAAAUUAUUAUUUUUUUAUAAAUACAUGUGCACACAAAAAAAAUACUUGUACAAACAAUACAAUUAUUUUGUGGAAACAAGUUAAAUAUAUAGAGAACACAAAAUUGUCAUCGUGUAGAAAUGAGCUAGCUUCUAAGCUAACUUGCUCCCUCCAGAUAACUAAUUCGAAUUAGUUAUAUAGAGGGAGCAAGUUAGCAAAAUGGAUUCAAGAUUUAGACGUCAUUAUUGGACCUCUUUUGGACGUUUAAAUAACGUCGACAUUUGUUCCUCAUCGUCGAAAAAAUAUGUUAAAUAGAUGUCAUUGCGCAGUAGGUCCGUAAGUUCAAGUUUAAA